AUAAAUUCUCGUGAAACACCCAAUCGUACGAUUGAAGAUCUGCCCGAUAAAACGGUGGCAACACUUAUAUAUGAAAACAAUGUCAACGCAUAUAUGGCGGGCAAACUUGAGGGUUACAUAACGGGUGGACUCAUUCAUAUGCAUAAUCUCAACACAAUCGACGGGUUUUGCGCUAAACGUAAACAGUUUUGCGAUGCGCUCAAGACUUUUUACGAGACGAACACCGCUUUCAUCGAUACUAUGAUUGAAAGUCACGCAAACGACGACUAUUGGCACCAAUUAGGGCUCGUUUACGACCAGUUGCGGGGCUUAGGGGUUGGGUAUGCGGACUGGAAAGCGGAUAAUAACGUCACCAACACUGUGGAAAUGGAUGUAAUGAGCGAAGUCUGGUGGUUGAACAUAAUGUUUGAAAGCUAUGAUCUCGAGGCAAUACUCACACCCAACUCAACCACGAUCGAGUACCAAGACCAUUGUUCGGCCAUGGUCAAAGUGUUGCCCGAAGGCAGCGAUCUAUAUGUGGCGCACAACUCAUGGAUCAUGUACGACAUGAUGCUCCGGGUGCACAAACAAUAUAGCUUUGCAUUCAAAAGUCUAGCUACAGGUGCUUUAAUACCGGGUCAUUCAGUUGCCAUGUCCUCCUAUCCGGGGUUAAUCUUCUCGGGCGACGACUACUACGUCCUGUCCUCUGGACGCGUAGUCCAGGAGACGACUAAUAAUAAUUAUAACAAAUCCCUGUACUCUACUGUACGACCCAAUCAAGUCGUGUUAGAGUUUGCCCGCAAUGUUGUGGCCAAUCGGUUGGCCACUGGAGGCGGCCAGUGGUCGGACAUAUUUGGACGCUAUAAUAGCGUGACAUAUAAUAACCAGUUCAUGAUUGUUGAUUAUAAACUCUUCACCAAGGGCACGCCAGUUCAUUCGCUGACAGAUAAUUCACUCUGGGUGUGCGAACAAAUGCCGGGCACUAUGACCGCGGCUGAUAUGACCAAGGUGCUCCGCGAUACCACCUAUUGGGGUUCGUAUAACGUACCCUACAACGAGACUGCACGGGCACUUAUAUUUCACCGAGAUCAUAAUUCCGUAACCGAUUUGAACGCGCUCUAUUCGCUGAUGCGCUCCAACGACUUUCAGCAUGAUUUUUUAUCGCAAUGUCACCAGUAUCAUCAAGAGUGUCAACCAGGGUACGCUGGCCAGUUGGCCAUAGCGGCCAGGUACGAUUUGAACUCACCCACCGGUCCUACCCAAAGAUUUUUCAUCUCGUUAUUUCCGGGGCUAUUGACGCCAAAC
Molecule: messenger RNA, 1284 nt
Organism: Medioppia subpectinata
Lineage: Eukaryota; Metazoa; Arthropoda; Arachnida; Sarcoptiformes; Oppiidae
Source: the annotation of a GenBank genome assembly